Molecule: messenger RNA, 3483 nt
Organism: Penicillium soppii
Lineage: Eukaryota; Fungi; Ascomycota; Eurotiomycetes; Eurotiales; Aspergillaceae
Product: guanine nucleotide exchange factor
Exons: 2
Coding region: 1-3483 (1160 amino acids)
Biological process (GO): Ras protein signal transduction; positive regulation of GTPase activity
Cellular component (GO): plasma membrane
Molecular function (GO): guanyl-nucleotide exchange factor activity; protein binding
Source: RefSeq, a predicted model, not a curated record
AUGGAAUCAAUGAAGCCACACAUCCCCCCAUUAAAGAUAUCGAAAUCCAACUCGAACUUGCAUCGCUCGAUCAACGAUUCUCAACAUAUACAGAGUCGAUUCUAUUCCGCCUGGGAUUCAUCUGAGAUGUCACCUCCGUUAACACCACAGACUCAGGACACACGUAUGGAUCAACUAGAGGCUCCAAGGCCUGUCUUUCACAACUAUCUGCGCGCGUUCUAUCCUUUUCACCCGGCUGGAAAUGUCUCCCCGUCAACCGUUACUCUUCCUCUAGACCAGGGCGACAUCAUUUUGGUUCACUCCGUUCACACCAAUGGCUGGGCCGAUGGUACAUUAUUAGAUUCUGGGAAUCGAGGCUGGCUCCCCACGAAUUACUGCGAAGCAUACGAUCAAUUGCCUAUGCGCCCUUUAUUGAAGGCCUUGACUGAUUUCUGGGAUAUCAUUCGAGGAGGAUGCGGGUCAUCAUUAAAGGAUUUUGGCAACCAAGACUUGAUGAGAGGCCCUAUUGCUGGUGUUCGCUUUCUGCUGGAAAAAUCGGAAUGUCUUACUCGGGAGUCGUCUUUAGUAAGGAGGUUCGAUGGACUACGAAGAAUUCGCAAGGCUUUGCUGUCUGAUCUUUCUUCGCUGGUGAAAACUGCGAAGAAAUUUCAGGAGGUCGCCAACGGAACACCGUCGGAGGACGAGGUUGAGAGUAUUUUGGAUGAGAUGCUCCUCAAGGCUUUCAAGAUCGUCACUCGUGGAGUUCGAUUCCUUGAUGUAUGGAACGAAGAGGUUGGCCUGAGCAGGACUAUCGCUGAGAUGGACGGACCUGGCGAGAGCCAAUACGACAUGCCGCCGACACCUGCGUCCGAAAGUUUCAACUUGAGUGAGACCGACCCUGAACGGAGCGACUCACGGAUCCUAGAAUCACGCCAGAUGGAGUCACGACAAAUGAGCCGCAGCCGCAUGGACAUGAUGAGCAGAUCAUCGAUGCGCACCGAGACACUCGAAAACCAACCCAGACCGGUCUCCGUUUCCACAAAACGAGUUUCAGUAUCACACCGCAUGUCAUUCUCCGGUCCCUCGUCUGCCAUCUGUGCUCAAAAUUUGGCGUCCGAGCGACUUGGAAUUACCUACGACGCGUUCCUCGGCGUGCUCGGCUCAUUCAUUGGGCUUCACAUGCAGUCCCGCUCCUCGACUGAAUUAGUCGUCACUACUCAACAGGCUGUUCAGUCUUGCCGGGCUUUACUCAAUGUUGUCGAAGCAGUUUGCGAGCAUGACAACCAGCGUGGUGUGUUGCUUGAACAGGCACGGGAGUCCAUGUGCGAAAAGCUAUCCGAGCUUGUUCACGCUGCGCGCGACGUGUUCCGACCUGCCCAUCUUCCUGAAGAUGAUCUGGUAGUUAUGCCAGAUGAAGGGAAACGCCUCGUUAGUGCUGCGACAGAAUGUGUUCGAGCAGCUGGUAACUGUUUAGCGAAGGCUCGCCUGGUGCUCGAGCAAAUUGGAGAUAUUGAGCUUGAUCCUGAAGAGUCUGAACAGACAGAACAAGAUCUUCCUCGUAUUGCAUCACCAGAACAGUCAGAGGCUCCUGUAGAACGCGAACGUCGUCUUCCCCCACCCCCUCUUCAGAUUCCCAGCACAACUUGUUCUCCUCCCACACCCGCUCUCACCGACGCCACAACACCUUCAUCCUUCCAGUCACACAUCAGCAAUUCCCCCGGCAACCUUUCCGCCCUGUCUUCUCUUCCUAAUUCCGCCAUCCUUCCCACCCAUCUUGAGAACAUUUCUUCUUUUUCCUCUACCGACAGUGGUUAUCAUUCUCAUAAAGCAGAGAUGAGUGAGUCGUUUGGACGCGGUGUCACCAGCAAUGGCAGCAGUUUCACAUACAACAGCCACACGCGCGACUCUGAGAUGAGUGGUGUCUCGCAGUCGUCUACUCGGGCUACUUCCCCCGAUAUUGGUGGAAGCUUCCGAGGAAGCUUCAAGGUUCCCUCACUGAAGGAGAGUAUCAGUCACUCUACUCUCGCCGAGGAGAAUGAAGAGACUGAGGCAAACAUUCUGGAGAAGACUUACGCCCAUGAACUUAUUUACAAGGAAGGCUCCGUGAUGGGUGGAAGCCUCCGUGCUCUCAUUGAGAAGUUGACUGCACACCAGUCCACUCCCGAUGCCAUGUUUGUGUCAACCUUCUAUCUCACCUUCCGGUUGUUUGCCUCGCCUCUCGAAUUUGCCUCGGCCCUCGCUGCGCGCUUCGAGUAUAUCGGCGAUACCCCCCAUGCUGCUGGUCCCGUCCGUCUUCGUGUGUACAACAUCUUCAAGGGCUGGCUCGAGUCCCACUGGCGACAUGACCGCGAUAACACUGCUUUGGAGUUCAUCGUGAACUUCGCAAAGACCAGACUUGGAGUUGAUCUUCCCACUGCUGGCAAGCGUUUGCUUGAUUUGGCAGAGAAGGUGUCUGCAGUUGGUGGUCCAGUCGUGCCUCGCUUGGUCUCGUCUAUGGGCAAGACCAACACUUCUAUUGCCCAAUAUGUUCACCCCGACACCCCUCUUCCUCCUCCUAUCCUCGGUAAGAAGGAGCACAAUCUGCUCAAGCAAUGGAAGAACAAUGAAGCGUCGAUCACUAUUCUUGACUUCGAUCCCUUGGAACUCGCCCGUCAACUGACCAUCAAGGAGUCGCGCAUCUUCUGCUCCAUCCUUCCAGAGGAGCUCCUGGACGCAGAAUGGACCAAAGGGUCUGGUUCCUUGGCUGUCAAUGUGCGCGCGAUGUCGACUCUCUCGACCGAUCUCGCUCACCUUGUUGCCGAUUCAAUCUUAUUCCUUGAGGAACCCAAGAAGCGUGCUGCCACUAUUAAGCACUGGGUUAAGAUUGCCACCAAGUGCCUGGAGCUGAACAACUACGACUCUCUUAUGGCGAUCAUCUGCUCACUGAACCUCUCCAUGAUCUCGCGUCUUAAGAAGUCUUGGGACAUCGUCUCUCAAAAGACCAAGAUCGCGCUUGAGCACCUCCGCAGCAUCGUUGAUGUCUCUCGCAAUUACGCGGUUCUCCGACAGCGCCUCCAGAACCACGUGCCCCCUUGCCUCCCCUUCGUCGGAACUUAUCUGACGGAUCUCACCUUCGUUGACCACGGCAACCAAUCUCUUCGAACACUUUGCACCGACGAGAGCGAGAUGACCGUUAUCAACUUCGACAAGCACAUGAAGACAGCCCGCAUCAUCAGCGAACUCCAACGGUUCCAGAUACCCUACCGUCUCACCGAGGUCCCUGAACUGCAAGCUUGGAUGCAAAACGAGCUUGUUCGCGUGCGCUCUAACGGUGAUGAAACCACUCAAAUAUUUUACCGCCGCUCCCUGGUCCUUGAACCAAGAGAACAGUGUCGCAGCGCAACAAACUUGGCAGCCCAAUCCGAGUCGAAUCCCCCCUCUAUCCUCGACAAUGCAAAGGACAAGUUCGACUUCCUCUCCUGGACUACUCAGUCCAAAGCCAAGUCUGUACCCACACAUGGCUAA